AUCAAAAUUAGUAAAGCUUUUAAGAGCGCGGUGGAAAGACGUCUGUGACAUUUGAGAAAUUGCAUUUAUUCGAUAUUCCAGUGCUAUCCGGUGAUCAAAAUGGAAUUAAAUUUUCUAACAACUCUUAUAAAGCAUGAUGUGAAUCAUAAUGUGAAACAGUGCUUUAAAUCUAAGAAGAAUUUCAUUAGCAGGAAAGAGGAAGUAAUGGCAAUCAAAAGCAAAUUUCCAACAAAAAUACCGCUCAUCGUGGAGAGAUAUCACAAGGAAAGAAACCUUCCAACGCUAGACAAAACCAAAUUUCUUGUGCCCGAAGAUAUAACAAUGUCUCAAUUCCUAGUUAUAAUUCGCAACAGGAUUAAAAUUAAACCCAAUCAGGCGCUGUACCUCAUAAUCAACAACAGGUCAAUGCUAAGCAUGAGUCUCACUAUGGCACAAGCCUAUGAAAUGUACGGGGAUGAAGACGGUUUCCUUUACAUCACAUACGCAUCACAAGAAGUAUUUGGAUACCAGGACGAUAUGACGGGAUCAAACAAGGAAGUUCAAGUCAUAAGGGAUAGAUUUCCAAACAAAAUUCCGUUGUAUGUGGAGAGGUACGCCCGAGAACGAGAAGUUCCGAUAUUAGGAAGAAACAAGUUCCUAGUCCCACAAGAGCUUACGAUGUCCCAAUUCCUCUAUAUCAUCAGAACAAAGAUGAAAUUGAGGGACUCACAGGCUCUGUACUUGCUGGUGAACGAAAAAGCGUUGCUUAGCCACAGUAUGACGAUGGCUCAAGCUUACGACCAAUUCCGCAGCGAAGAUGGCUUCUUGCACAUAACAUACGCCGCACAACAGGUUUUCGGAUGAGAGUAUUCUAUUUCAUAAUUGGGCGUCGUCAAGCUUAAAAGCAAGUUUAUCAACAUCUAAUAUAAAGACUGAUAGUAUUUAACGAUUUUAAAAUUGUGAUACAAGUAGCUUAAGUUUUAAAUUAUAACCAAUUUUAGUAAUUAAUGUGUACGUGUAUAAUGUAAUGGCAGGUCCUAAUGUUAAAAUACUUAUUACAUAUAAUCAUGUUUUUAGAUCUGAUAUUUUAUAAUUGUAUGUGUUAUUUUUGAUCCAGCGAUGUAAGAAAUAGAUUUUUAUCAAAAAGUUAGAGCUAUUUUUUAUGUCGUUGCUAUUUUGCUCAUAAUUUUGUUUUCGGAUUUUAAUAAAUGCUUUAUAAAAUGAAUUUAAUUGUUAUGAUCUCAAAAAUGUAUGAUGUUCGUAAUAGCAAACUUCCAGUUAUAUUUCUUAAUAUUUGACAUUUAAUUGCUAAUUAUAGGUUUAACAAUGUUUAAAAAUAUGAAUAUAAGAAUCUAGAUGUAA
Molecule: messenger RNA, 1341 nt
Organism: Zerene cesonia (dogface butterfly)
Lineage: Eukaryota; Metazoa; Arthropoda; Insecta; Lepidoptera; Pieridae
Exons: 8
Coding region: 100-843 (247 amino acids)
Biological process (GO): autophagy of mitochondrion; autophagosome assembly; macroautophagy
Cellular component (GO): autophagosome membrane; cytosol; autophagosome
Molecular function (GO): ubiquitin protein ligase binding
Source: RefSeq, a predicted model, not a curated record